This is a messenger RNA of Ostrea edulis (European flat oyster), 5243 nucleotides long. RefSeq lists its product as uncharacterized. Gene Ontology annotation, molecular function: zinc ion binding. The transcript has 2 exons. The coding region runs from base 1916 to 3607 and encodes 563 amino acids. NCBI's taxonomy places the organism in Eukaryota, Metazoa, Mollusca, Bivalvia, Ostreida, Ostreidae. The record is from RefSeq and is a predicted model, not a curated record.
UUUCCAUUCAUUUCAUUUGAACAGGCCCAUUUAGAAUUGUAACAGGCCGGGGGAGGGGGGUAUGGGGAUUCCCCCCAUGAAAUUUUGGAAAAUUAGACGCAAAAUCCUGCAUUCUGAGGCAUUUCAGGGGGCAAAAUGACCCUUGUUCAUAUGCCACUUUUUAACCUACAUUUUUAAAUAUAUACCAAAGGGUUGAACAUUUUUACUUCGGACAAGUUAGUCACAGUGGUGUUAAAUACACACCUUUCCGAUGUUUUGACUGGAAGAAAUCAUGUAAGGGCUAUUCCAGAAAUAAAUACAUGAGGGGGGGGGGGUCGGGAGGCACCUUUUGUAUAUACCAAGCACCCAUAAAAAAAAAUAAAAAAUUACCCCAUGACCCAUCAAAUUGAUAAACUCAUUUUACAAUGACCCAUCUAAAAAAAAAAAAACUAACCAGACCCACUACAAAAAUAUUUUUAAAAAUGAAAACGGUACAAAUCUCGCGAGGUUUUCGGGACAAACAUUCUAGUCAAUGACGCGGUAAUGCCUGUGCGACAUUGUAUCACAGUAGUUCUGAAGAAACGAUGUCACAUCAACAAUCAAAGGCAUCUAUGGCGGGAAUGUUGGAAAGAUCGGGAGUCCAAACGAUCCACGAAUCGUUCGUCUUCUAAUGGAGCCCGCGCCCGGAGGCCUCUAUAUCACCAUCACACUGACUGAUAAAUAUAACGCAUCGGUACCCUCGUAUAAAUCAACUAACGUUUGCCUAUUUUUAUUAGAAAACGGAAUACCUAUUGGUUUCAAAAUAUUCCCAAAAUCGAUGCACUGUAAACUGUAAUAAUCUACAGAACAGAGUUCGCCGCCAUCACGUCCAAAGGGACCCUACUAAACGCGCCUCUAAUUUGAAGAGUGUCGUAAUGGAAAGUUAUGCGCUGCAAAGAGCGACAACUCGAAUAGUUCUUUGUUACUUUCGAAAGCAGCAUUUCGAAAGCACGUUUUCAAUUUUCCCUCCGACGUUUUGUAACCAGCACGACAAGAGCGACAAUAAAAAUAUUCUGAAAACUCAACACCCACGUGGCACAAAAUAAAACAAUAGAAACUACCCACUACCCAUAAUAAAUAUUUUUUUAACAGUCCAACCACGGACCAAAUAAAAUAUGAAAAAAUAUGACCACCCACACAAAAAAAAAUUCAUUUGCCGCCCGACCCCCCCAUUUGAUCAUUUCUGGAACAGCCCUAAUGUAUUCGUUCGACACUUCAUUAUUUUUCACUGCCAUGUGCUUCUCACGCGCAAGGUGAGAGUUUAAAAUAUCGUCCAAUCAAAAUCGCCGUUUCAAAAAGCUCUCGAUAAAAACAUAAACAAGGAAGAAAUAUGAAAGAUAUUUAUAGUCAACCAAUUGCUUCCGCAUACUUUCUUUGCAAAGAUUGAUCGUGUAAAUCAACAUCACUGAAAUUGACAACAUAUUAUUUUUUGAUUUUUUUUUAUAUUUGAACCGGCCAGAAAAUCGUUUGAAACGGUCAAUUUGGCCGGCGGCCGGUUCUUAGGGAAAACACUGUAACAUGAUGUAUUAACUUGGAUGCAAAUGUCUAAUUCUAAGGCUGAAAGAGUGUAAAACAACGAAUUACUAAGAGGUAUUUGAUUUUUUUAUUUCUAUUAAACUUAUGACAUGGUACUGUUGUAACAAAAUACACAACUUUACACAGAUAAGACCACCGAUAAUCUGAAAGUUUAAACUGGUAACGUGACUGUCACUUGAAAUGGCAGAGUGACAUGGUUGUUUGUAAACGCCCAGUUAAAUAUAGACCAAAUACAAUACCUGAUUGCACCUGACAGGUACAUAAUACAGGUGAGAUAUGACAUGAUCAAAGUAUACUAAAACAGGAUUUUGGUCGGGGACGACACUCACCAUUACUGUGUGAAGUCAGUGUCAUCAAUCUGAUGAUGGACCCCCGUGCCAGUGCCCAGGAUGUGAUGCAAUGUGACCUGUGCGAGACUGCCAUGGUACAGAUGCACUGUGAUACGUGCCUCGUCAAUCUGUGUAAGGCCUGCGUGGGAGAACACAUCUCAACUGAUGAAUGCAAGGAUCACAAAGUCGUUAAAUUCCAGUCCAGAAAAUCCACCCCCCUCUACCCUGGAUGUACUUCUCAUAACAAAGAACGAUGUGAAAUGUUCUGUAAUCAGUGUCAUAUUCCGGUCUGCAGUACCUGUCUGGCAUCAGAUCAACAUUUAGGUCAUAAAUUAUUGAAAAUGAUGCAAGUCUUGCAAGAAAAAAAAGAAAAGAUUGCCAAAGGAAAAAGGGAAUUAAAUGAAACAAUUUUUCCAACCUACCAGGACAUUGUAUCUGAUGUACAAAACAGAAUGAGUCAGUUAAAAAAGAAAUAUGGAAACCUCUUAACAGCCAUAACAAAGCAUGGAGAGGUCUGGCACAGAGAAAUUGACAAACUUGUCAAGAAACUGAAAGCUGAAGUGGAGGAGAUGAAAACCACACAGUCACACACUCUACAGAAACAUCUGGAUGAAGUGAACAAGAAAAUCUCUGAUAUCAACAAUGAAAUCAGUUCAAUUGAUGCUGCUUUGGACUCUAAUGACAUUUCUACAGUACUGAGUGUUAUGCCUGAUGUAGAUGAAUACAAAAAACUUCCACAGAAAAUUGUGCCCCUUUUACCUAAAUUCACUCCUGGGAGAAUUCAAAAAGAACUAUGUAAAAUGUUUGGAACUUUAUCAUCAAUUUCUGUCCGAUCAGAAGAACAUGGUUACAGUAUAAAGACAAAACAAAAAUCCCCAGAAGCUGCAUCCUCUCCUGUCAUCAAACAGCUGCUUGAUGAACCACAGACUGUCACCACCAUAUUACACAUUGGAUAUAGACAUAACCUUUUCAAUGUGGGCUGUCUGAGUGAUGAAGAAAUCUGGACAUGUGGAGAUAUCAGAACCAUGAAACUCUACAGCAUCAAUCAGGGAUCACUACUCAAGUCAAUCACAACUACAUCAGGGUACAGUCCACAGGACAUAGCAGUGACAAACAGUGGGGAUCUGGUUUAUACUGAUUACUGGGAUAGAACUGUGAACAUUGUGAAGAAUGAAGAAAUACAGACCGUGAUCAGACUACAGAACUGGACACCUCAUGGUGUCUGUAGUACUGCCGCUGAUGACCUCUUGGUUACCAUGGUCAGUGAUGGUGGGAAACAAUCCAAAGUUGUCCGUUACUCUGGCUCCAAAAAGAAACAAACCGUUCAGUUUGAUGAUCAGGGUCAUCCUCUCUAUUCAUUCGAUCAUUAUAAAUACAUCAUUGAGAACAGGAACCUGGAUAUCUGUGUGGCCGAGCAUAAAGCUAGAGCAGUAAAGGUUGUCAAUCAUGCCGGGAAACCUAGAUUCAUGUACAUUGGACAUACUCCUGCUCCAAAGAACAAACCAUUCUGUCCACUAGGAAUCACCACAGACAGUCAGAGUCACAUCCUUACAGCUGAUUAUUACAAUGACUGUCUCCACAUCAUAGACCAGGAUGGACAGUUCCUCCGUUACAUAGACUGUGGACUGAGUGAACCCUGGGGACUGUGUAUAGAUACAAACGACAAUCUGUUUGUUGUUAAAUGUAGAAACAAACAAGUGAAGAAAAUCAAAUAUCAGCAGUGAAAUUAAUCAUCAGUGGUGGACUUAGACAGCAGCAUGAAUACUUACAUUUACAAAUGCUUCAUUGCUAAUAAAUAUACCCCGUUUUAAUGCAUUUAUUCCUCAAUAUUAAUACAGUCAAAACUGCCCACUGUAUCAAGCGACUCACUGUCAUAUGUGACCAUAAAAAAUAAAAAGUCCCUGUAUUAAAUGACCAACAAUCAUGAUUUUUACAACCUUUUCAUGUAAUUUCACGAAAUUUUACCUUUAUUUAACGACUGUACAUUUUUCGAUUACAACGCGAUUCCUACUUUCGAUUUCGUUUGAGCACGACUAUUCUGGGAAUUAUCGCCCCUAACACUUUCGUUUUAAAAUGCACAAUUCGGCGGUGUUCUUGUUUAGUCGGCCCUCUGAAUCAAUUAUAAUACCUAAGUGGUCAACAUGCAGGGACGUGUGUGGUUAGUUAUUGUUUAUUUAACAAAAUCAAGGAUCAGGGAAUCAAGGCCGGUGUAUUUGAAAUUGAAGGUGUGAAUUUCAACAAAUUUUAAGAAGUAUGGGGAAGAUCGGAAAUGAAAAUCUACCAAUUGUUAUACCAUCAUGUUCAACAGAGUGAAAAAUUAACCCAAUUGCGAUAUAAAUUAGGUAAAUAUUGUGCUUAGGACUGAAAUUUUAAAUGGAGUAUUUGCUAUUUUCCUGCAUGAGAUACCCGAGGUUUCCAGAAUCAUGACCGGAACUAGCAGCUCACUUCGACAUAUCCCGAGUAUUUGACACAUCCGAGUUCAAGAAAAAUGCUGCAUUACUUCAAAGCUUAAAAGAUUUGCUGUGCACAAUGGAUAUUGUGAUUAAUUUAAUGUCUUCCAAAUUGAAUAACAUAUUUCCAGCAUUUAUUGUACAAACGGAGAUGCAACACUUCAUCACUUGCUUUCUUACCACCAGACAAGCACUGCAUUGUUUUUGGUUACAAGUAGACUAUAUACAUAAAUACUCUUUACAACAAAAUGUUUAUAAGUUUUAAAAGUUUACAUGCAGUUCAUAAAUGAGAUUUAAAUCUCAUGUAAAUGUGUAAUAUGAAAUGCAUGCAAAUUUUAUCAUUCUUAAACAGAUUAAAUGUAAUUUUUGAUGUCAGAAUAAUAAAUUACUGUUUUCCAGAUUUUGAACUACACUGUAUUAUUAAUUUUAUUUUACAACUAUUAAAACCGUACUUGAUAUUCUUAAUGAUAAAUUCCAAAUACAUGUAAAGUUAUUUUUUCCAUUGUACAAACUAUUUCUGUUUAUUAUUUGUGGAAUUUUAUGCAUUAACUGUGGAAAAUAGGAAACCUGUAUUAAGAGAUCACCUGUCAUAUGUGACCUUUUUUCCAUUCUCCGUUGGAGGGUCUCAUAAUACAGGUUUGACUGUACAUACAAAAAAUGUUUUGGUUUUUUUUUUGUUUUUGUUUUUUAUUUAAGAAGCAUAUUUAAUCAAGCAACAUUUACAGAAUAAAUGUCUAGGUUGUUUGCAAUUUAAGGAGAAAAGAUUUAUAAAAACAAGGGGUACUUUUCCUAAUCGUCUUUACUGAUUAUCUAAAUUACACAAAUUAUGCCAUGAUUCAAUUAUUUUUGUACCUGAAUAAUGAAAACAACAAACUAGACAUUUUUCUUUAAAUAAAAUAAUGAAUUAUCA